GCGGUGCGGUGGUGGGUGGUAAACAACGCAAGUUAGAAUAGAAAUGCCAGUUAUUUCCUGAUCAACUGAGGGAUCUAUUUGAGCAGUUCGUUGUGUCAUUUGACGACCGAGCAACAAGCUCACUCUCAUUAUUUCCCAGUACCUUUUUCUUGUGGAAAACUCAACUUCUUUAUGGUCAUGGCCGGGCUCGCUGUGGAGUCGUACAUCAUCGACAAACCGGAGGGCGGCGAGAAGCCCGUUGACAGGGAAAAGACCUGCCCUCUCUUGCUCCGCGUUUUCUGCCGCACGGGCCGACACAACUCCCCCGAAGACUAUGUCCGAGGAAAUGUGCCAGCCAACGAAUCGCAGAUCUACACUUGGAUGGACGCUACACUCAGAGAGAUCACAAGUUUAAUGAAAGAAGUCAAUCCAGAUGCACGCAAGAAGGGAACUGUCUUUGACUUCAGUCUUGUUGCUCCCAAUAUGGGUCCAGGACCUGUGAGCUUCCGCAUGCGCCACAUUGGCACCACUACAUCUGGUGUAAAAGGGACAGAUGACAAUAAAACCCUAACUAAUUGCAGAUUCCAGAUUGGUGAUUACAUGGACAUCUCUAUCACAAGCCCAAUGAGAGCACCCAUGGAUAGAGAAAGAGGACCAAUUCGCAGAGGAGGUCCUAGAGGUCCAUACUGAUCGAGUUCUGAAAAUUAUUAACUUCAAUUUUAAUGUUUAGGAUAAAACUCAUUUUGUAUAUCUCCAUUCCUUCAAUUGUUGUAGAGUAGAUAGCAAAGAGUCAUUGAUUUAAGAUUUCUUUUCCAUAUUCUUGUGUGUGAGGGUGAUAUAUUUUAAAUAACAACUCUACCUUUGACAGUA
This is a messenger RNA of Frankliniella occidentalis (western flower thrips), 849 nucleotides long. RefSeq names its product histone deacetylase complex subunit SAP18 (gene Bin1). NCBI's taxonomy places the organism in Eukaryota, Metazoa, Arthropoda, Insecta, Thysanoptera, Thripidae. The transcript has 4 exons. The record is from RefSeq and is a predicted model, not a curated record. Gene Ontology annotation, cellular component: nucleus. Gene Ontology annotation, molecular function: transcription factor binding; transcription corepressor activity. Bases 172 to 669 code for a protein of 165 amino acids. Gene Ontology annotation, biological process: negative regulation of DNA-templated transcription.